Rhodamnia argentea is the source of this 6477-nucleotide messenger RNA. RefSeq names its product histone-lysine N-methyltransferase ASHH2. The coding region runs from base 341 to 6334 and encodes 1997 amino acids. The transcript has 17 exons. Gene Ontology annotation, biological process: regulation of DNA-templated transcription. Gene Ontology annotation, cellular component: nucleus; chromatin. Gene Ontology annotation, molecular function: protein binding; zinc ion binding; histone H3K36 methyltransferase activity. The record is from RefSeq and is a predicted model, not a curated record. Lineage: Eukaryota; Viridiplantae; Streptophyta; Magnoliopsida; Myrtales; Myrtaceae.
CUAUUCUCGUGCUCUAGUUUGCCAAAGGAAAAAAAUAAAACAAUUCUCUCGCGGUCUAGGGUUUGCAGACGCGCGCGACUUUCUUCUCCUCUCUCUCUCUCUCUCGUUUGAUGGCCAUUGAAGAUUCCGGUUGCCUUCCGACGUUCGCGACGAGCAUAACAGUACCGUGAUUGGUUGUCGAAUUUUUCCUCCACCUUACAGCCUUCGUUUAUGCCGGUAGCCUGGGACGCCUAAGUUCGCGUUCCAGAUCGCCGGCGACCCGCGAUCUGGAACGUCCGGUCUCUAGCGGCUCGGCGCUUGAGGCGGGGGUGGUAUUGGUGGUUCGACGAGGCCUUCGCUUAUGACGUUGAACGAGGCGCACGGGGGCGGUUCGAAUGGUGGUAUAAUGGAGGAGGUGAAACAUAAUUGUACAGAUUCAGUCAAUUGUCUCAUUGCGGGGAAGAACACGGACGGGAUUGGCGUUGACGACGGUUUGGCCAGCGGGGAUACCGAGCCAGGUGGCGGUUUGUUGGUUUUGCAGGGCGGUGAAAGUGGCGUCGGUUCGUUUCAUGAAGCUACUACGAUCGGUUGUUCGUAUGUAGAGAAUGGGGAGGUGGAUGGUGAAAAUGUGGCCGGUCUUCCUGAUGACAGAGUCGAGGGGUCUUCGGAAGUGAAGCUGAGCAUUGACGACAGUACGGACCAGAUGAUUAUGGGAAAAGAAGACAGUAGCUGUGACAUAAACGUAUCGUUGGUGGGUUGUAAAAUAGCAUCGGAAGAAGUUACUGGAACCGUGGAUGAUUCCACGACGCCUGAUGAGGCUUGUGCCUUCCCUCUAUCAGGGAAGUCAACAGUCUCAAUGGUUGAGAACGAUGGCGAUUCAGCUAUAGUGGAGGAUUAUACGCUUAGCAGAAUCUCAUCAUGUUCAGAAGCUGGUGUCAUUCCUUCUGCAAACGAGGCUGGUUCAUUGGAUCAUUUGGACCUGAAGGAUGGCCAAGACGUGAACAGCAAUGCUGCUGUUCUCUCGAGUGAAAAAGGGGAUACUGCUUCCGCUACCUGCACCCAGCUAUUGCCUUCAAAAAGUUACCAUGAAACGUUGGAACCCUCAUGUUCUGAUGAUUUUGCAAGUAGUUUUGUUGCAGAGAAUAGGCAAAAGGAUGAUAAAAAUGCUCGGGGGCCUUCUCUGGAGGUCUUUUCGGAGUAUAGGGAAGAAAGAGUUGAUUUUUUGGGUCAGAUGGAUGUGCAGAUAGGCAAUCAGAUAUCCACUUCAACUGGUUAUGCGACGUGUGGGAAAGAAAAACCUGUGGACACUUUGUUGCCUUGGGAGGGAAGGACUGAGGAUAGGGAUAUGGACGUUAUUGGCGGUCCUGAAACAUUUGAUUCUUCAGGCAUUGAAAUACCUGAUCCAGGCAUUGCUUUUGCUGCAGAUGAUGCAGAGCUCACAGAAGAGAAACUUAUAAUUUCACGUGAAUGUGAGGGACAAUUGGACGAAAGUGCUGGCAGCAGUUCAGGGAAAGGAGCAUCUGAAUUUACUUCUCAGCUCACUGUUGCUGAAUCGCAUCUUCUGCAUUCAUGUCUGCCAUCUUCGACAUUCAUAAACUGCUCUUUGAAGCUGAAAAAUGUGCCAGAGAUUUCAGCUGGUGUUAUAAUUCCAAACUCUAAGGUUGACCAUUUUAAGGAUGGCACAGAUGAUGGAAAAUGUUCUACUCAGUCUGAUCAUAGCUCUGAGACCAGAGGCCCCAAAAUCGUAUCAUCAUCCUCCCAGAAGAGCAGCCGAAUAAGUAAAUCAGGCAGGAAGACUCAGGCAAAAAGGGCUGCGAGGAACUCGAGGAAUGCAAGCAAAGUAGUUUGCCUUCUCGAAACUGGAGAAUUUGUUAGUGAGGCUUCAAAAAAGAAGAGGACAUCACUCCCCAAAACAGCCCGUUCUUCCCCCUGGGGUGCACUUCAAAAUGUUUCACAACUGUUUGAGCGGGUGAAUGGGCUGGGGUUCAGGCAAGUGAAAAGCCAAAGACGAAGUAAAGCUAGGACUGGCGGAGAAAGUGAUAAGAAGAUGAAGGAUCAGCAAGUUGGAAACCCAAACUCUUCCAAUGGAAUAUGUUGUGGUUCAUCCACACGUAUCAGGUUGAAGGUAAAACUGGGCAAAGGACCCAUUCAAAGUAGUUCAAAUGUACUAGAGGUUGUUAAAUCUGCCCCACCUGUCAGCAUUGUGGCCAAUACUGGUACGACGACAUCAUUCAACGGAACCAAUGCUGAGGUUCCCAAAAUGGACAACGAUGGUGAAUACAAAUCGAGGGUAGACGGAUGUCUGGGCAAGAGCAGUUCAAAGGAAAAACUUCUUUCUGCUGAUCCUCGCUUGAGUUCAGGUUUGGAAACUGAAAACUCAGACACCGGUUUGAUAGAAAAGUCUACUGGAAAUGCUACGGAAGAUUUUCUUGGGAUUCCUGAUUGUGCAGAGAUUGAAACAGCUGGAGGAACAGCUGAUGGUGGCUAUUUGGAUCCUGAAACUUCUCCUGAUUCAGAAGUAAUUAAUUUAGUUCCAGAAGCCCAAGACUGUGAAGGGUUUAGGGAAGACAUUGAUGAAGCUGUUUUACUUUGUGCUCAAGAAUUUGCCAUUUGUGAAAAUGUUGAUGGCUCCAAAAGAGGAAAAAAGAAAAUUAAGGUGCCUCGCCGAGUUAAUCAUGCUUUGAAAGAUGGUUUGUCUGGUUCAAAGCAUACACACAAGGAUAAAUCUUCGAAGAAAUGUGGUGGCAGACAGAAUCUGAGUGAUUGCCAUUUAUCUAAAGAGGACAUUACUGCAUCGGCCACAGUCAAUGCUUCAUUUGAAUGCUUUAGCCAUAGUGAAUUGUUACAUUCAUCAGUAGAGGCUGGGUUUGCAGUGGCUAGAGCUUCCCGAGAAGUGGAUAAUGCUGAUAGGACAUUCCCUGAGAUAGAUGCGAGUCUUGGACUAUCUGAAUCUGAAAAUACUAGUGGAAUAAGUUGCUCCACCAAGAGUUCGGGACGUAAACUUUCUCAUAGUGCAAAAUCUAGCAGGGUCUAUAAGCGGGGCUCUAAAAUCUCCAAUACUAGCAAGAGCAGGAAGGAAAACCGGCUAAGCCCGUUGGGAAAGAACAGGGUAAAGGUCGAAAACAUUGAUAAUCGCGCCCUGUCUCAAGUGAAAAGUCCCAUGGAAGCAGACUGUGAUAUAGCCGGUGACCAGGUUAACAAAAUCGACUCUAAUUCUGAUGCUGGAUUAGUCCCUAUAAGUAUCCCUGGAUCAGGGACAGUGUCAGGAGAUCCAGGAGAGCAACGCGUACCGUUAUGUAAUGCUUGGGUUCGUUGUGAUGAUUGCUACAAAUGGAGAAGGAUACCAGCUGCACUUGCAGAUUCUAUUGAAGAUACAGAUAGCAAUUGGACCUGUAAAGACAACACGGACGCAUCUUUCGCUGAUUGUUCAAUCCCUCAAGAGAAGUCAAAUGCAGAUAUAAAUGCUGAGUUGGACAUAUCAGAUGCUUCUGGUGAAGAAGACGAGGGCACUGCUCGUCCCAAUUAUAAGGAAUUGGGUUUGAGCCGCUUGACAGUUCCCCAGAAGUCAUCUUUUGUUCGGAUAGAAUCAAAUAACUUUCUGCACCGGAGUAGGAGAACUCAAACAAUUGAUGAGAUAAUGGUUUGCCAUUGCAAACCACCUUCAAAUGGCAAGAUGGGAUGUGGAGACGAAUGCCUGAAUCGAAUGCUGAACAUUGAAUGUGUUCAAGGUACCUGCCCUUGUGGGGACCUCUGUUCAAAUCAACAGUUCCAGAAACGCAAGUAUGCCAAAAUGCAAUGGCUUCGAUGUGGAAAGAAGGGUUAUGGGCUGCAGGUGCUAGAGGAUGUAUCCAAGGGGGGAUUUAUAAUUGAAUAUGUAGGAGAGGUGCUUGAUAUGCCUGCAUAUAAGUCACGACAGAGGGAUUAUGCUUCCCAGGGUCAUAAGCAUUUCUAUUUUAUGACACUGAAUGGUAGCGAGGUUAUCGAUGCGUGUGCCAAAGGGAACCUGGGGCGGUUCAUCAACCACAGCUGUGAUCCCAAUUGCCGAACAGAGAAGUGGAUGGUGAAUGGAGAAAUUUGCAUUGGAUUGUUUGCUGUAAGGGAUAUUAAGAAGGGUGAAGAGGUUACAUUUGAUUACAACUAUGUAAGGGUGUUUGGUGCUGCAGCUAAAAAAUGCGUUUGUGGUUCACCACAAUGUCGAGGUUACAUAGGUGGUGAUCCACUUAAUACUGAAGUAAUCGUUCAAGGUGAUUCAGAUGAUGAAUAUCCAGAACCCAUUAUGCUUCGUGAGGAUGGCGGCAUGGUUCAUCCAUUGAAUCAAUUGGGCAGGAAAAUCACCUCAGGAUAUGAGAGCUCAAUGGAUCAGUCUGCUGCUGAUAUAGGAAAGUCGCGAACAUCAGUAGAUAAUGGGGAUCCAAACACAAAAGUCCCUUCUUCCGAUCUACCUGUUGAUAUUAUUCCACAAGUAAAUGAUGAUGCAAGUGUAUCUGUGUCCACAACUCAGCAAGAAAUUGUCGCCGAGGAGGUUCGGAAUGCUAGUGAGAAAUCUGAAGCCUCUUCUCUAAGUAAGCCACUAAGCAAAUUACAUCAUGAUGAUGCAAACAGCAGCAGGACAAAGAAGUUCGAUACAAUUGAUAAGAGGUUACAUCCUCUUGUGAAACAAUCUAGAUCAUCAGGCUCUAUCAAGAAAAGUAAAGACAGUGGUAGUUCAGUUAACAUGGACAAAGUUCAGGGGAUGGCCCACAAGACCCAGAUGGUUUUCAGCAAACCCAGAAAAGCAGUUGAAGGAUCUUCUGCCAGCCGCUUUGAAGGAGUCGAAGAGAAACUUAAUGAGUUGUUGGAUGCUGAUGGUGGGAUAAGCAAACGAAAAGAUGCUCCUAAAGGUUACUUGAAGCUCCUAUUUCUCACUGCAGCUUCAGGUGAUAGAGGCAACGAAGCGAUCCAGAGCAACCGAGAUCUUUCAAUGAUCCUUGAUGCACUUCUGAAAACUAGAUCCCGAGUUGUACUAGUUGAUAUUAUAAGCAAAAAUGGUUUGCAGAUGCUUCACAACAUCAUGAAACAAUACAGGAGAGAUUUUAAAAAGAUCCCUAUACUUCGAAAGCUUCUCAAGGUUCUGGAGUAUUUAGCAGUGAGGGAGGUCCUUACAUUGGAGCACAUUGCUAGUGGCCCUCCUUGUCCUGGAAUGGAGAGCUUUAGGGAGUCUAUUUUAUCACUGACGGAACAUGAUGACAAGCAGGUUCAUCAAAUUGCAAGAAAUUUCAGGGAUAAAUGGAUUCCUAAACCUAUCAGGAAAUUUGGCUUUGCUGACAGGGUUUCGGCAUUACAUAAUGACUGGCGCGAUCAGGGCGGAAGACCUACAGAAGUAAUUGAUUCCUUCAGGCAACCAAUGCUUGCAACAACUAUGGUUGCCCCUGUUAGUCAGGAUAGUGGCAGAACAUCAUGUGCUGAAGACAACUUGGUUAAUGGUAAAAAAAUCCGCAAGCGCAAGAGCAGAUGGGAUCAGGAUGCGGAGCCAAUUAAACAUCCAAGGUUCUCACAGCACGAGGAACAAGUGUCUGAAGAAAAAAGAGAUUGUCCUGGGUCUGUCAGCCUUGAGUCUUCUCUUGGGGAAACUGUUGUGGCUGAUGGAAGGCAUCGUAACAGCUGUGAAGAUGUUCCUCCAGGAUUUUCAUCUCCCCCUGACACAUCUAGAUUGUCUUCUAAUACUUCAAUGGGGAUGGAUGUCUCUCAUGAAAAUGUUUACCCCUCGGACUGCCCAUUCAAUGUGGUUGCGGGGAAUCCACAGGGGAAGUUUGUUUCCCGUUUGCCUGUCUCAUAUGGAAUUCCCUUAUAUUUUCUGCAGCAUUUGGGUAAAGCCCAGGCCGAAAGCAUGGAGAGCUGGAUUGUUGCUCCUGGCAUUCCCUUUCAUCCUUUUCCUCCAUUGCCCCAACUUCCUCGAGAACGGAAGCGUCAGUCGCCUGCACAAAAUGAUGAUUCUCAGAACGCUGUCCACUCUGCUGAGACAGCGCAGGUGGAUGAGUGCAGUCAAGCUAGUUUCAUUGAUGAAAGCAGCACUGGGACAAGCGCCUCUAACCUAGCAGAUUCAGAGGGUACAUGUGCCAAUAGCCAGCAAAUGUUUAAGCGGGUGAAGAUUUCCUCUCAGGAUUUGAGUAGGAGGUACUUCAGGCAACAGAAAUGGACCAAUACUAAAGUUCCCCCGUGGCUUCGGAAAAGAAACUGCUGGGGAUACUCUGUAAACAACUCAAAAAGUGCAAUGUGCAGCAUAGGUUUAGGAAAUGGUGUGAACGGGCAGAAGAAUUGGGACCUUUCGGAUGAUUUAAAUUGUAAAGUGCGGAGGGAUGACGGCAAUUAUCGCUAGCAUCUGCGGCCCCAAAAUCACUAUCGAUUUAUUGGAAAUAUCUAAAGCUCUUAUUUUUCAUUUUUUUGUAUACUUUGAUGUAUCUCAAUUCUUUUACUUGUGGAUUUCUCUAAAUGAAAAUCUGAUUCAGCUUUUAGAGUUUA